GCCGAAGAUUACACGUUGUUUCAACCGCCACUCGAAAACGUUUACAGCGAAGGAUAUUACUUGGAUCUGUUAUAUUGGUACGGGGACAUAGCGAGUCAGACACACCGAAUGAAUAGGCUGUAUGCUCAGGGACGACUACUCAUUGGUUUCUUUUUGCCACGAUCUUAUGAAGAAGAAUUGGUAAAUCCAUUAUCAAAAUUAAACGUGAUUGAAGCAUAUCGGAGUCGAUAUGGUAAAACAAGUAGUUCUUUUCACUUGGACGAAGAUUACGUUGCGCUUGAAGUAAUGAGCUAUUCGAUGCCAUACAUAACCACCUUUGGCCCUGGUGGCCUUUACAUCGGUGCAUUUUUGAAUCCUGUUUUAUCAGCAUUUAUCUAG
Gongylonema pulchrum is the source of this 378-nucleotide messenger RNA. The record is from the annotation of a GenBank genome assembly. NCBI's taxonomy places the organism in Eukaryota, Metazoa, Nematoda, Chromadorea, Rhabditida, Gongylonematidae.